Messenger RNA from Fusarium subglutinans, 486 nucleotides. Its product is annotated as TM2 domain protein. The transcript has a single exon. Bases 1 to 486 code for a protein of 161 amino acids. The record is from RefSeq and is a predicted model, not a curated record. Lineage: Eukaryota; Fungi; Ascomycota; Sordariomycetes; Hypocreales; Nectriaceae.
AUGGACGCAAAACUCACCAUCGCCGACAAAUUGGGCCGCGGGCUCACCAACGGCAUCUACUUUGUAACUCGCAAGUGGAAGACGAUCAUGCUAGGCUAUAUCUUCAUCAUCUCAAUCGGCAGCGCUCUUCUCUACUUCCACGAUGGUCUGUCCCCUCUGCCCCUCUACCUCUCCCAUCGUCACUCACUAACACCAUCAGAACCCCAACCCUCCCUCCAAACCCGAAGCUGGGGCGGUUUCGACGAACGUCCCCUCACAGAGAAAUGCUACCGCCAAGAACGCACCGCCAUGAUCCUCUCCCUCCUUCUUGGAACCCUCGGCGUCGACCAGUUCUACGCCCAUCACUGGCCUCUCGCCGUGUUCAAACUCCUCACCCUCGGCGGAGCGGGUACAUGGGCGUUAAUUGAUAUGAUUCUUUGGAUUGUGGGCGGUGUGUACGGGACGCCUGGAUGUCCUGGGGGUAGUUCCAAGGGAUGGCAGUACUAG